Molecule: messenger RNA, 2745 nt
Organism: Lachancea dasiensis
Lineage: Eukaryota; Fungi; Ascomycota; Saccharomycetes; Saccharomycetales; Saccharomycetaceae
Source: the annotation of a GenBank genome assembly
AUGGCUUCCAGAACUCCUCGGGACCUAAGCGGUAUGCAAGGUCAGGAAACUCUGUCACAGCACACAAAUUCGGCGCGCAAGGCAACAUUACAGGCGUCUCCCGAACUACCCCGACAGCGUACGGCCUCUAUGUCGUCUGGUGCAAUACACGAGCUGCAAGACGGUGUUUUGAACAGUGGUUUGGAUGCAACGGGGACAUCUAAACGACUGUUGAAUGCUUACAUUUACGACUUUCUUUCCAAAUCAUCGUUAUCAGAGACUGCCAAAGCAUUUUCGCAAGAGGCCAUUCUUGAGGAAAAUGGCCAGCGGCCCAUGCCUAACACACCCUUUCGCCCACAAAAUGAUGCACCACAAGGGUUUUUGUAUGAGUGGUGGCAAAUUUUCUGGGAUGUUUUCAAUGCCAGGACACACAGAGGGGGUUCUGAAAUGGCUCAGCAGUAUUUUCAACUGCAGUUUGACGCCCGAAGGCAGGAACAUACGUAUCGUAAUGUGGCUAUGCAUGCUGCUCGUACGCAGCAACAAGCUGAACAGCGUGGUGAUUAUCAAGGCGAGACUUUUGAUCCUACGAUGUUUGGCAUGAUGCUCGCUGGGACUUCUGCUGCUCCAGCCACGGGGAUUGCGACCGAGAGUAGAAGCUAUUCAUAUACAAAUCAACCAGUUGCAGCUCCAAGGCGGCCUGAACAAGGUCAAUUUGCAGCGGCACAGCAACAAAUGGCUGUCCACGCACCUCGCCAACAGCAGCGGCAACAGCAACCAACUGCAGACUAUUUCCCGCCUCAGGCUCAAGCUCAAGCCCAGGCUCAGGCUCAGGCUCAGGCUCAGGCUCAGGCUCAGGCUCAGGCUCAGGCUCAAGCUCAGGCCCAACAGGCUCAAGCUCAGGCUCAAGUUCAGGCUCAGGCGCAACAGGCUCAAGUUCAGGCUCAAGCUCAGGCCCAAGCUCAAGCUCAGGCUCAGGCUCGUGCCCAGGCUCACCAUUUCCAGGCGCAAGAUCCGCAAGCUCAAGUUCAGGCCCGCUUACAAGCUCAUAUACGUGAUCAGCAGGCUCAGGCCCAGGCCCAGGCUCAGGCUCAGGCUCAGGCUCAGGCUCAGGCUCAGGCUCAGGCUCAGGCUCAGGCCCAGGCCCAGGCUCAGGCUCAGGCUCAGGCUCAGCAAAUUAGGCAGCGGGCGGCUCCCGCAACUAUCCGCCAGCAGCAGGUGCAACAGCAAGUUCAACAUCAACAAUUUCAGGGGCAAUCGCAACCACAGCAUCAACAAGUUUCACAAAUACCUUUGCAGCAUUCGCCACAUCACCACCCGUCUUUACAACAUUCCCAACCACCCUCCCAAGUUUACUCCCAUCAAAUGAUGCCCAAUGGAGGAAAUCCAUUAGUAGUUUCUGGUGUUAAUGGGCCUAUGUACAUGGCACCCUCGGUUCCACAAAAAUCAAACUUUCCUCCUGGUUAUGUUCAACAAGUUGGGCCGCCGCCAGCACACCAAUCACAGGGCCUACAGCAACGUCGCUUGCCGCCACAACUCACACACAGCCAGCAGCUGCUCCAGCACCAGCAACAGCAACAGCAACAGCAACAGCAACAGCAACAGCAACAGCAACAGCAACAGCAACAGCAACAGCAACAGCAACAGCACCAGCACCAGCAGUCAUUGCAAAAUCAAUUUUAUGGACCAGCUUCGUCGCAUUAUUCUAACAAGAAAAGCGGCGCUGCCGCGUCACCAGAAAUACCUCAUGAUGCUGCACAAGAGGCUCACCUUUCCAAUAUGGACGGUUUAUACAAUUAUCAAAAGCAGCUGUUAAUGCUAGAAAAAGAGAAUGAGCAGGCAAUCUUGCACAGAUCAGCUGCAUCUACGCCUGGUUUCGUCUUGAACAAGACUAACGCUCCGGUUUACUCAGGAUCAUCUCCGCUGAGUAUAAAUACCAUGAAUGGCCCAGCAAGCUUCGGUCCUAACUCAUCGUCAAGGUCUAAAGAUCGGCCACGACGCAAAUCCUCGACCACUAAGGCAGGCGGACCUACGCUCAACGCUACCAAAAAAAAUCAAUCAGAGCCAGUAACCCCUGUAGGACCCUUCACCCCUGCAGGCAGCUCACUCAAUAAACACAUGUCAUCAAGUGCUCUAUCGACUGUAAAUGAGACGCCAAUGGACACCUCUGGUGAAACCAAAGACUUCUUAAUAAGCCAGAAAGGUGGACAAAAGCGCGUGAAGAAAGCAAAGAAGAUGCAGGCGGCGAACUCUUCAACAGGUUUAACCACAAGCCCCUCCUCUCCGCUAGUAGAAUCAUCAGCGGAUACUAAAAGGCCCAAAAGCUCCAGUGCCUGUCGUAACAAGCCUAAAAAGACAACAGCAGCUUCCAGCAUUAAGGGUCCCACCAGAAUAGCGCGGUCGGCGGGAACGACCCCGCUAACGGCAGACGAUGUUCACCCGGAAAGCGCCAGUAGCAAUGAUACUACCAGUAUUAUCGGAACUUUCCCAACUUCGGUUGCCACUGAACCCACGCCACAAACCGAUUUUGAUGCUCUGGCUCAAAAUGACCCUACAUUAGGCUCUACAACGUACAAUUUUGAGGAUGACGAUAUAUUCAGUUUGGGAAGCGAAGUGAUCGAAAAAUCUGCACCGUCCAAAAACCCCUCAUCUAAACCAAGCUCAACGCAAUUACAACCUCAAGCUCCUGCUGAUGAACCUUUCAACCUUGACUUCCUUGAUCCCAGUUCGAAUAUGAACUAUGGCCUCAAUCUAAUGAACUGGCCCUAA